Molossus molossus (Pallas's mastiff bat) is the source of this 1548-nucleotide messenger RNA. RefSeq names its product cytochrome P450 1A1-like. Gene Ontology annotation, biological process: hormone biosynthetic process; progesterone metabolic process. NCBI's taxonomy places the organism in Eukaryota, Metazoa, Chordata, Mammalia, Chiroptera, Molossidae. Gene Ontology annotation, molecular function: steroid 17-alpha-monooxygenase activity; heme binding; iron ion binding. The transcript has 6 exons. Bases 7 to 1548 code for a protein of 513 amino acids. The record is from RefSeq and is a predicted model, not a curated record.
UUGAAAAUGAUAUUUGACAUGGCAAUCACUCCUGAAGAGGUGACCAUUUCUCUCAUAAUUUUGGUGGUGGUUUUUGUUUUUGUGAGAGCACUUGGGAGUAAGGGAAGAAAGCAGGUGUCUCCUCCUGGCCCAUGGUCCUUCCCCAUCAUAGGAAAUCUUCUGAACCUUGGAGACCAUCCUUACCUUACAUUCAUCGAGAUGAGGAAAAAAUAUGGAGAUGUCUUUCUCAUCAAACUUGGCAUGGUGCCUGUUGUGGUGGUGAACGGAAUGGAAGUGGUGAAGCAAGUACUGCUCAAGGAUGGAGAGCAUUUUGCAGGCAGACCUAACAUGCACACAUUUUCUUUCCUGGCAGAAGGAAAGAGUCUUUCAUUUUCAGUCAAUUACGGAGAGAGUUGGAAGCUUCAUAAGAAAAUAGCCUCCAAUGCUUUACGAACUUUUUCGAAAUCAGAAGCAAAAUCCUCCACCUGCUCUUGCUUGCUCGAGGAACAUGUCAUUGAGGAAAUUUCUGAGCUGGCAAAUGUCUUUGAAGAGUUGACUUCCAAGAAUGGUAGCUUUGACCCCAGAAGUGCCAUCACCUGUGCAGUGGCCAAUGUUGUCUGUGCCCUUUGCUUUGGCAAGAGAUAUGACCACAGUGACGAGGAGUUUCUUAGGAUAGUGAAAACGAAUGAUGAUUUACUCAAGGCCUCCAGUGCAGCGAAUCCUGCUGAUUUCAUACCAUGUUUUCGUUACCUUCCACUGCGCAUUGUAAAUGCUCCUCGAGAGUUUUAUCAGGCCCUGAAUCAGUUUAUUGCUCUACAUGUACAAGAUCAUCUUGCUACGUAUGAUAAGGACCAUAUGCGAGACAUUACCGAUGCUCUGAUUAAUACGUGCCACAAAAAAUAUGCCACUAUCAAAACAGCCACCUUAAAUGAUGAUGAAAUCAUAAGCACUGUGAAUGACAUCUUUGGAGCUGGCUUUGAAACUGUAUCAACAUGUCUGUAUUGGAGCUUUCUUUAUUUGAUACAGUAUCCAGAAAUUCAAGCCAAAAUUCAAGAAGAAAUUGAUGGAAACAUUGGGCUAAGAUCACCCAGAUUUGAAGACAGGAAAAUUUUACCCUACACAGAAGCUUUCAUAAAUGAAAUAUUCAGACACGCCUCCUUUCUCCCCUUCACUAUUCCACAUUGUACCACCGCAGACACCACUCUGAAUGGCUAUUUCAUUCCCAGGAAUACGUGCACCUUUAUUAACAUGUAUCAAGUAAAUCAUGAUGAAGCUAUCUGGGAUAAUCCCGGGGUAUUUAGUCCUGAGAGAUUUUUGAACGAAAACAAGGAGCUGAAUAAAAGCCUUGUGGACAAGGUCCUGAUAUUUGGAAUGGGAAUCCGGAAGUGCCUCGGAGAAGAUGUGGCACGAAACGAGAUCUUCCUCUUCAUCGUCACAGUUCUGCAGCAGCUCAAGCUGAGCAAAUGUCCCGGAGCCGAGCUGGACCUGAUGCCCACCUAUGGCUUAGUCAUGAAGCCCACACCGUACCAGCUCCGAGCAGAGCCCCGCUCCACCAGCAGUGCAUCUUAG